AUGGGCGAGCAAACUACCGCUCCUCCUCCCGGCCCGCCGCUGCCCGCUGGCUGGGCUGGGCAGUGGGAUCCCAACUACCAGCGAUGGUUCUACAUUAACACGCACACUGGAGUCUCCCAAUGGGAAUUCCCUGGCGCCGCUCCUACUACGGGGGCGCAAUCGUCUCAUCCGCCACACCCGCCUGGCGCUGAGGGCGACAAGGCGACGCGUGGUGAGGCUGAGAAGUACCAAGGUGACAAGGACAAGGAGGAGAAGAAGGACAAGGACAAGGAUGAGAAGAAAGAUAAGGAUAAGGACGAGAAGAAGGAUAAGGAAGAAAAGUCCGACAAGGAUAAGGACGAGAAGAAGAAGAAGGACAGAGAUGGUGGCUCCGAUGGUGAAGAUGGAGGUGAGAAGAAGGAGAAGAGCGGCGGCGGUUUCCUCUCAUUGCUAAAGAAGGGCAAGGAGUUGCUAGACAAGAAGAAGGCAAAGGACAAGGCCAAGAGCGGCGGCGGCCAUGGUGGUGGUGGUGGUCAUGGUGCCCACGCUGCUGGUGUUCAUGGCGACGAGGCGCAUCAUUCUGGCGACAGCGAUCACGAGGAAGGCUCUGAGAAGGAGGGAAGCGACGACUCUUCCUCCUCGUCAUCAGAGGAGGAGGAAGAGGAAGAGGAAGAGGAAGAGGAAGAGGAAGAGGAAGAGGAAGAGGAAGAAGAGGAGGAGGAGGAGGAGGAAGACUAUGAUGAGGAUGAUUAA
Messenger RNA from Clonostachys solani, 732 nucleotides. Lineage: Eukaryota; Fungi; Ascomycota; Sordariomycetes; Hypocreales; Bionectriaceae. The record is from the annotation of a GenBank genome assembly.